Molecule: messenger RNA, 2381 nt
Organism: Magnolia sinica
Lineage: Eukaryota; Viridiplantae; Streptophyta; Magnoliopsida; Magnoliales; Magnoliaceae
Product: cuscuta receptor 1-like
Exons: 1
Coding region: 477-2270 (597 amino acids)
Molecular function (GO): protein binding
Source: RefSeq, a predicted model, not a curated record
UUUGUAGCUUUGUGCAAUCUUGAGAAUCUUCAAGAACUGGAUCUUGGCAGCAAUGAAUUGGAAGUGAGCCUUCCACCAUGUCUCAGCAACUUGUCAUCCCUCCAACUACUCGAUCUCUCCCAUAAUAAACUCAGUGGGCAAAUAUCCUCAUCUCUCAUCUCUAGCCUCACAAUGCUUCGGUUCCUUUCUCUCUCUUACAACCACUUUGAAGGGUCUCUCUCAUUUAGCUCAUUUGCUAACCUUUCCAAACUUGAGCUUGUGGAACUUUCAGUAGCGGAUGAUAGCUAUCCUGCGGCCGAUGCUAUAACUUAUACCAAUCAGUUAGAGGUUGAAACUGAAUCCAUACAUUGGGUUCCUAAAUUCCAGUUGAAAGUCCUCACUUAUCAAACUGCAACACCAACAAGCUGACUGGUACCAUUCCCACCUUCCUUUCCAGCCAACAUAACCUGAUAUCGUUAGACCUUUCCCACAACAACAUGAAGGGAAAGUUCCCAUCUUGGUUGUUAGAGAAUAAUGAAAGACUACUAGUUCUAGACCUAGGAAGCAAUUCCUUAGUCAGCCCAUUCCAUCUGCCAACUCAUUCUAGCAACCUGGAUUUAUCAUUGUUGGACGUCUCCAACAACCACAUCUACGGACAACUUCCCAAAAAUAUCGGCUCCCUCCUUCCAAAUAUAGAAUACUUAAACAUGUCUACAAACGCUCUUCAUGGUACUAUUCCUUCAUCGAUGGGCAACAUGACGAAACUGUCUUCUUUAGAUUUGUCAAUAAACAAAUUUUCAGGAGGAAUACCAGAGGAAUUGCCCAUGGGUUGCAUCUCAUUGGAAAUUUUGAAGCUAUCAAACAAUAGAUUACAAGGCCUAGUGUUUCCCACUCAUUCGAACUUGAAAUCGUUGCAGUAUCUGUAUCUGGAUGGUAAUAGAUUCACGGGGAAGAUCUCAGCUGGUUUAUUCAAAAGUCAGAAUCUACAGAGAUUGGAUGUUGGUAAAAACAACCUAUCAGGUCGUCUUCCUAUACAGAUUGGGAACUUCACUGAAUUGAAGUUGCUUUCCAUGUCAGAAAAUCAUUUUGAAGGUUCUAUUCCAGUUGAGUAUUGCAACCUCUACAGUCUUUCCCUUUUGGACCUUUCCCAAAAUAGAAUUAUUGGGUCCAUACCUUCAUGCUUCAGCCUGUCUUUGAGAUUCUUACAUUUGCAAGGAAAUGAGCUCACUGGAUUCAUGCCAAAUGCUUCAUCAAAAAUCUCCUCCCUUGUUACAAUGGACGUCAGGCAGAACAACAUAUCUGGUAAUAUUCCAAAUUGGAUUGGUGCUUUUCCUAAUUUAAGGGUUCUUCUCCUCGGAGGAAAUAAUUUCCAAGGUCACAUUCCGCUGCACUUGUGUCAACUGAAGAACAUCAGCAUACUGGAUCUUUCACACAAUAAUCUCUCUGGACCAAUACCACCGUGCUUUGGUAAUAUGACAUUUGGGAGGGCAGAAGAAAUUGACUUUUUAACUUUUGUUGUCUCUCGAGGAGUUACCAUGAUCUCUUCAGGAAAGGAUUUGCCUGGAUAUCGUAUUGCUGUUUCGGAGCCUGUUAAUGUUGCUAAUGUCUCACCAGAUGAGGAAGAAGUGGGGUUUAUAACAAAGUGGAGGUCUGAAACUUACAAAGGUGGCGUUCUUUACUUUAUGUCUGGUGUAGAUCUGUCAUGGAACCAGUUAACAGGUGAAAUCCCACCUGAAAUUGGACAUCUAACCGCUAUUCAUGCAUUGAACUUGUCCCACAAUCAAUUAACUGGACCAGUUCCAGAAACCUUCUCAAACCUAAAACAGCUUGAGAGCUUGGACCUUUCUUACAACAGAUUGAGUGGGGAGAUUCCUCCUCAACUUACUGAGCUCAACUUCUUAUCUACAUUCACAGUGGCCCACAAUAACUUAUCUGGCAGGACACCAGACAGGAAGGCGCAGUUUGGCACCUUUGGAGAAACCAGCUAUGAAGGUAAUCCCCAUCUCUGUGGACCACCACUGAAGAGUUGCUUCUCCACUUCUCCGCUACCACCUUCAAUGCCAAAAGAGGAGGAAGACAGUUAUAACAUUAUCUUCUACGCAUGCUUUUGCGCAUCGUGCACCAUCUCGUUCUUGGUUUUCAUAGCUCUUCUCUACAUCAACCGCUACUGGAGAGGUCUGUAUUUCUAUAUGGUUGAUGCAUGUAUCUAUUCAUGCUACUAUUUUGCUUUAAACAGCUACUACUUGGCUUUGGACAACCUUCGCAAGGUUUUCCCCUGGCUACCUGCAUAACCUUCAAGCCAGAUCAGUUUCUCCGAAUAAAUGUAAUUGUAAGACUAUAUAAUAAUCAUGUUUAUGCAUGAUGGUGCUUUUAUUUGAAACCAUGUUUUCCCUUCCUACUGC